This is a messenger RNA of Diachasmimorpha longicaudata, 4553 nucleotides long. RefSeq names its product DNA-directed RNA polymerase III subunit RPC1 (gene Polr3A). The record is from RefSeq and is a predicted model, not a curated record. Bases 288 to 4472 code for a protein of 1394 amino acids. Gene Ontology annotation, cellular component: RNA polymerase III complex. NCBI's taxonomy places the organism in Eukaryota, Metazoa, Arthropoda, Insecta, Hymenoptera, Braconidae. The transcript is spliced from 7 exons. Gene Ontology annotation, biological process: DNA-templated transcription. Gene Ontology annotation, molecular function: DNA binding.
GCGGAGUUUCAGAAGUAAUGCCUUAGGUAUCCUAGUGAGUCGCAUGUGGUCGCAUGGUCAUCGAGAGGUCUAUUGAUGAUCACGUUGGAUCACCCAUGGAACGUAGUUUUUAAUUUUGAUUAUUUAAUUUAUACUAGUGAAAGUUAAUGUUUAGGGGAAGAUCAUAAACUUCUAUGAUGAAGCCAAACGCUACACCAACGUUCAUCAAUCGGAAAGUUUCGUAGCAAUUGACUUGUUGCUGAUUCUAACCUCAAUAAACAUGGUGAAAGAACAAUACCGGGCAACUGAUGUUGCUCGAAAAAUUUCCCAUGUAUCAUUUGGCGUGGACAGUCGUCACAACAUUGAACGGCAGGCUCAUAUUCAUGUUGUGGCAAAGCCACUGUACACUCAGGAUAAUCAUACACCCCUUCCUUAUGGAGUUCUCGACAAACGGAUGGGUACAUGCUCGAACGCAUCACCCUGUGGAACCUGUGGGAAGAACCUCAGCGAAUGUAUUGGACACUUUGGAUACAUUGAUCUUGAAUUACCAGUCUUUCAUGUUGGGUAUUUCAGAUUCAACCAAUAUCGAUAAUGAAAUUCAGUUACGAAGGAUUAAACCGAAAAACCGGACGGGACUAAUUAUUUUUCCAGUCAACUUCAGAUGUUUGUUACGGAAAUGCUCUCACGUGAUGUUACCGGAAAAGGACAAAAAGCUUUAUUUGAAUCGCGUGUUGAAUCCCAACCUGGGAUACUUGAACCGCAAGGCUCUACGAAAAGUAAUUCUCGAUAAAACAAAAAAGGUGACAAUCUGCCCCAACUGCAAAGACUUGAACGGAAUGGUUAAAAAAGCCGGAUUGCUGAAAAUCGUGCACGAGAAGUACCGCUCAAAAAAGAAGACUGACCCAAUCGUCGAACAAAAACUAGCUGAAUACUCCAACGUGACGAAAGACAACAAAGAGGUGGAAUCAAUUCUUCAAGCUGGCCUAGUAAAUGUCCUGAAUCCUCUCGAGGUUCAAGGUAUCUUUGAACGCAUCCCCUUGAACGACAUUCCACUUCUCCUGAUGAACCCUAACUGCGGCCUUCCUAAGGAUUUGAUCCUCACUCGAAUCCCAGUUCCUCCCAUCUGUAUUCGUCCCAGUGUCGUCUCUGACUUGAAAGCAGGAACCAAUGAGGAUAACCUCACGAUGAAGCUCUCAGAAAUUAUCUUCAUCAAUAAUGUGAUUCAAAAACAUAGACAAAGUGGUACUAAAGUGCAAAUGUACAACGAGGACUGGGAAUUUUUACAGCUCCAUUGCGCCCUUUAUAUCAAUAGCGAAAUGUCGGGAAUUCCCAUAAACAUGCAGCCAAAAAAAUCUCCAGGAAGAGGUCUAGUACAACGGUUGAAAGGCAAACAAGGAAGAUUCAGAGGAAAUUUAUCCGGGAAACGAGUGGACUUUUCAUCUAGAACUGUCAUCUCACCAGAUCCAAACCUGAGAAUUGAACAGGUUGGAGUGCCAAUUCACGUAGCCAAAAUAUUGACUUUCCCCGAACGAGUGAAUCCCUCGAAUAUAGAAUUGAUGAGAAAAUUGGUACAGAAUGGGCCCGACGUUCAUCCCGGUGCUAAUUUUGUUCAGCAAGGGCGAACACAAUUUAAAAAAUUCCUUCGAUACGGAAAUCGUGAAAAGAUCGCCCAGGAUUUGCAAUUCGGUGAUAUUAUCGAGCGCCAUCUCCGAGACGAUGAUAUCGUGCUUUUUAAUCGUCAACCGUCUCUCCAUAAAUUAUCCAUCAUGGCACAUAAAGCAAAAGUAUUGGAGCAUCGAACAUUUCGUUUUAAUGAAUGCGUUUGUACACCCUACAACGCCGAUUUCGACGGUGAUGAAAUGAAUCUUCACCUUCCUCAGACUGAAGAAGCUCGAGCUGAAGCUCUAGUUCUCAUGGGGAAUAAAUCAAAUCUCGUGACGCCCAGAAAUGGUGAAUUACUCAUCGCUGCAACUCAAGACUUUAUCACUGGGGGUUACUUAUUAACCCAAAAGGACACUUUUCUCAACAAAUCACAAGCUUGUCAACUAGCUUCAUGUCUUCUCGCAGGUCCAGAUUCUUCCAUGAACAUUGAUCUUCCUCUUCCAGCCAUUAUGAAGCCCCAGCAGCUCUGGACAGGAAAGCAGAUCUUCAGUUUAAUUUUACGACCAAAUGCCUCAUGUCCAAUUCUUGCUAACCUCAAAACCAAAGGAAGGGCUUACACUCACGAUGAAGAACUCUGUAUGAAUGAUUCUUACGUGAUUAUCAGGAAUUCUGAGCUUCUUGCUGGAGCAAUGGACAAGUCAACCCUAGGAUCUGGAGCAAAACAGAACAUCUUUUACGUUCUUCUGAGAGACUGGGGAGAGGAUGCAUCGACUAUUGCAAUGUGGCGAUUAGCAAGAAUAGCAAGUUAUUUCUUGAUGAACCGAGGAUUUUCCAUUGGAAUCGGUGAUGUGACACCAGGGCAAGGAUUACUUCGAGCUAAAUACGAAUUGCUGAGUGCUGGAUAUGGUAAGUGCACUCAAUACAUUGAACAAAUGGAGGAUGGACGUCUGCCUUGUCAGCCGGGUUUAUCGGCAGAGGAGAGUCUCGAGGCGGUAAUACUCAAGGAAUUAUCAGUAAUCAGAGAUCACGCUGGUAAGGCUUGCCUGAAAGAGCUUCACUACAGCAACUCGCCACUAGUGAUGGCGUUAUCAGGAAGUAAAGGAUCAUUCAUCAAUAUCUCACAGAUGAUCGCCUGUGUAGGCCAACAAGCCAUCAGUGGACAUCGUGUACCAAAUGGGUUUGAAGAUCGUACCCUGCCUCAUUUUGAAAGACAUUCAAAGGUUCCUGCAGCCAAGGGAUUCGUCGAGAAUUCGUUUUACUCUGGACUUACUCCGACUGAAUUUUUCUUUCAUACAAUUGGAGGCCGAGAGGGAUUGGUUGACACAGCUGUCAAGACCGCCGAAACUGGUUACAUGCAGCGUAGAUUGGUGAAGAGUCUGGAGGAUCUUUGUUUGCAUUACGAUAUGACUGUUAGAAACUCCACUGGAGAUAUUGUACAGAUUAUUUACGGAGGAGAUGCUCUGGAUCCAACUUACAUGGAGGGAAAGGACUGUCCUGUUGAUUAUAGACGUGUUCUUGAUCAUGUUCGAGCAAAAUCGCCGUGCAAGGAUGAGGAUUCACUCGAUGGUCCUAGUGUUGUUAAAGCAACUGUUCAGUUAUUGAGCACUGAAGAGUUCUCCUGUCUGUCUGAAGAGUUUAAAAACGAAUUGACUAUGUUUCUGAAGGGGGUUUCGCGAACCAUCACAAGGUUAAGGAUGAAUUACAAUCCGAAAAUCAAGGUUAAUCAACAACUGGAGAGGCUGACCGUGUCACAGUUGGUAGAAUUCACUCACACAUGCAAAGAAAAAUUUAUGAGGGCGAAGAUUGAGCCAGGAACUGCAGUUGGUGCACUGGCAGCCCAGAGUAUUGGAGAACCUGGAACUCAAAUGACCCUCAAGACUUUUCACUUUGCUGGAGUUGCGAGUAUGAAUAUUACUCAGGGAGUACCGAGAAUUAAGGAAAUUAUCAAUGCUAAUCAUAAGAUCAGUACUCCCAUCAUUACCGCUGCAUUGGAGAACGAUAGUGAUGCUGAAUUUGCGAGAAGAGUAAAGGGGAGAAUCGAGAAGACAAUGCUGGGGGAAGUAACGGAGUAUAUAGAAGAGGUUUAUCUACCUGAUGAUUGUUUUCUACUUGUUAAAUUGGAUGUCGAUAGGAUUAAGUUGCUGAAGCUGGAGGUUGAUGCAAAUUCUAUUCGAUACGCGCUCUGUACCUCGAAGCUGAAACUCAAUCCUAAACAUGUUAAUGUUAGAGGGGAAUCUAUACUGACGAUUAAUCCGAGUAGUCAGAAGCACAGCCUGAAUCAUGCGCUAAUGUUGUUGAAGGAGGCUGUGCCCAAUGUUGUUAUUAAGGGUUUGCCUACUGUCGCUAGAGCCGUUAUUCAUAAUGAUGAUUCGAGUGGGAGGACGGAGUAUAAAGUUUUUGUGGAAGGGGAUAACAUGAGGGAAGUGAUGGCUACCAGGGGUGUGCUCGGAUCUAAAACUACUUCGAAUAACACUAUUGAGGUUUUCAAGACCUUAGGAAUUGAGGCAGCUCGUGCCACUAUUAUGUCUGAAAUUAAAAAAGUGAUGGAGGGCCAUGGAAUGAGUAUUGAUCGUCGUCAUUCAAUGCUUGUUGCUGAUCUUAUGACCAGCCGGGGAGAAGUUCUUGGAAUUACAAGGCAGGGCCUUGCAAAAAUGAAGGAAUCUAUCCUCAACUUAGCCUCGUUCGAAAAAACCGCUGAUCAUUUAUUCGAUGCCGCGUAUUAUGGCCAAACAGACGCAAUAUGCGGUGUCUCGGAAUCCAUCAUCAUGGGAAUUCCCGUUCCAGUGGGAACAGGAAUAUUUAAGCUACUCCACAAAUCAGAAAGAAGCGAGUUGAAGAAACAUAAACUAAUAUUCGAUGAUCCUCAGUUUCACACUAGUGUAACCACGUAGCGUUAAUUGAAUGUUAGAAAUUUGUUGAUUAAUUGAUUGAAUUACUGAAGCUGUGUAAUAUAUAAAAUAUUUUAUACCAAA